Penicillium argentinense is the source of this 1431-nucleotide messenger RNA. It is a transcript of the gene erg1, whose product is annotated as squalene monooxygenase erg1. Gene Ontology annotation, cellular component: endoplasmic reticulum; membrane. Lineage: Eukaryota; Fungi; Ascomycota; Eurotiomycetes; Eurotiales; Aspergillaceae. Gene Ontology annotation, molecular function: squalene monooxygenase activity; flavin adenine dinucleotide binding. Gene Ontology annotation, biological process: ergosterol biosynthetic process. Bases 1 to 1431 code for a protein of 476 amino acids. The transcript is spliced from 2 exons. The record is from RefSeq and is a predicted model, not a curated record.
AUGGCCCCCGUGAACGGCCAUGCCUCGAAAUCUCAACAGGCCGCCCAGCGCCGCAUCGAAUACCACGAGGCCGACAUUGUGAUCGUCGGUGCCGGUGUUCUGGGAUGUGCCCUGGCUGUUGCACUGGGAAGACAAGGGCGAAGCAUAAUCCUGCUGGAAAAGUCUAUGAAGGAGCCCGAUCGCAUUGUUGGCGAAUUGCUCCAGCCCGGAGGCGUGCAGGCGUUGGAACAGCUUGGCUUGCGCGAUUGUCUCGAGGAGAUCGACGCGAUUGAGGUGAAAGGAUACUACGUGACAUACUUUGGAGAACCCGUUCAGCUCGAGUACCCCAAGGACACCCCCUCGUCGCCCGCUCCUCUCGGACGGGCGUUCCACCAUGGCCGCUUCGUGAUGAAAUUGCGGGAGGCGGCGCUCGCCUGCCCCAACGUCACGGUCAUUGAGACUACCGCAACUUCGCUGGUGAUGUCGUCGACAAAGCCGUCGCAAGUUCUCGGUGUGGAGUGUGUCACGAACGAUCUCAAAGACUGCUACUUCGCCCAGCUCACCGUCGCCGCUGACGGCUACGCCUCCAAGUUCGGCAAGAUGUACCACCCGCACACCCCCAAGCGCCGUUCGAAGUUCUACGGCCUCGAGAUGAUCGACGCUACCCUCCCCUCACCAUGCUACGGCCACGUCCAGCUUAGCGACAACCCGCCCGUCCUCAUGUACCAGAUCGGAACCCACGAAACCCGCAUCCUAAUCGACAUCCCCGAAAACCUUCCGGCCGCGUCUGUGAAAAAUGGCGGUGUCAAGGGCUAUAUGAAGAAUGUCAUUCUUCCCUCGCUCCCUAAGGGUGCUCAGGCAUCGUUCGAGGCGGCCCUGGAGAAGGGCAACCUGCGGUCAAUGCCAAAUUCAUUCUUGCCCGCCGCAGCCAACAAAAUACCCGGUAUGAUGAUUCUGGGUGAUGCGCUCAACAUGCGGCAUCCUUUGACCGGUGGUGGAAUGACUGUCGCGCUCAAUGAUGUGUGUGUCAUUCGCGAGCUCCUGAGCCCCGAGACUGUUCCCGACCUGGGAAAUACCACCCUGGUCUUGAAACAACUCGCUCGAUUCCACUGGGCCAGGAAGAACUCUUCGUCUGUCAUCAACAUUCUCGCGCAAGCUCUAUAUUCCCUCUUUGCUGCUGACGAUGUCAACCUCCGCGCUCUCCAACGAGGCUGCUUCCGCUAUUUCCAGAUCGGUCCCGUCGGGGGGCCUGUUGGUCUUCUCGCCGGCCUCAUCAAGCAACCUCUUAUCCUCUUCUCUCACUUCUUCACCGUAGCGUUCCUCUCCAUUUGGGUCCUAUUCCGUGAUACCCCUCUGACACACCUCAUUCUCUUCCCAUUCCGGUCUGUCAUGGUCUUCUGGACAGCCUGUGUUGUAAUUUUCCCAUACAUCUAUGCCGAAAUUUGGUACUAA